CGGACGUCACUGCAGCUAGCAGCCCACCGCACGGCUCUGACAAUACAAGGAGGAGAUUGCCUCCCGUCCAGUCCUCCAACAUCAUGGAUGCCUGCGCACGGAUCAAAGGGGUCCCACUGAAGAGCCGUGCCACCAUGAGGAAAGAGACCAUCCGUGAGGGCUCGAACCCAUGCCUGAAGAGCCUGUUGAAACACAAGAAAGAGCUGUGCAAUGUGGUCAUGGAGCUGCAUAAUAAAGAACCACAGUGUCUUUCAGAAAUACAUUAUGUAUGCUUACCUAGUCACACCGAGGGGGAGAAUUUCACUCUACAGGCUCUAAAAUCUCUUUCCACUGAGAUGAUGGAGUUGCUUAGAUCACUUCAUGUGCAUACACUUAAAGAUGAAGAGAUUCUGCUCCUUAAAGAUCCCAAAAGACCCUUUGAGAGAAAAGACAGUGUUUCCCAGGUCAGCUGUUUAAGAGCCUUGUGUAUAUUGAGGCAUAGCCCUACUCCUCAGGUUAGUGUUUGCACCUUGCUGGGGUUGUUGGCUCGAUACACUGCUGGGAUAAGAUAUGCCCUGGAGUUACAGGUUCUGCAGAGGGGCACAUUAGAAUCAUGUCAAGCUGAGGAUGAUGACACAAAUCAGUCUGUGUCUUCUAUUGAAGAGGACUUUGUUACUGCUUUUGAGCAUCUUGAAGAGGAGGUUACAGGUGCCAAUAGCCAGCAGAACCUCAGAGACGUUGCCUCCCAGACUGCCCCCUCUCAUUUAAAAGACUUAUCAGGAUCUCGCAUCAUAAUAAGUUCCAUACACAAAAAUUCAGUGUGCAAGCAAAAGUCCACUGCAAAAGUGGCAGACUCUGUCCUGAAGUCCAUAUGGCCUGAGGAUUCAGAGACCUUGUACACACCUAGUAGCCCACCAAAGGGACUUGCUACCUCCCCAUCCCUCACAGAGUCAGAUGACUCAGACUGCUCCAGUCCCAGCCCUAUUAUAUUUCUGGAUGAAGUUGGAUAUCAGAAAAGUCUUAAAGCAAAACUUGACAUUCCCAAGGUCCCCAUUUUAAAAGAGGGUGUGGAAGACUCUGACUCAGAAGUCAGUGAAUUUUUCGACAGCUUUGAUCAGUUUGAUGAACUCGAGCAUUGUUUUGAUUCCAACAUCAAGGUCCUGAAAGAACAGCCCCUCCCUGGUCAAGUAGAGAAAAAGUAUAUUGACAACCCAGCAAUGAACCCUCACAAAUUUGAUCAUAGAACUCUCCCAGCCAAUGUCAAGAAACCGACUCCACUCAAGCCAGGAUCACCAUACAGUAUUCUCUCCGAUGCACCAGAUUCCCCACGGCUGGUAAGGACUCCUUGUGAGGAAAGCGUGCCGCUCUUCAGUCCAGUUCGUUCAUCAGCAUUUAGCCCCCUGGGAGAAGGAGGGUCCUUGGAGUAUUUUUGGAAAGCUGAUGGUGAUAGCUCUGAAUUACGUAAACCACAGGACCUUUGUUCCCUUUACAAAACGUACUCUGACUUUGCCAAUAACCUGUCGAGAGAAAUCCUCGGAUCUGUGUGUGGAUACUCCUCCCCUGUUGAUUUUAACAUUAAUAAGAACUUGAGCUGUGUGUGUCACAAGGAGUUCAAAAACACUAAUGGGUAUCUGAUGAAGCUGUCAGACAUUCAGGAGACAGUCACCAUCACCAAAUCCCAAUCACAGUCUCUGAAGGAUGGGAUUCAGAAGUUUGCUACAGACUUGGUCGAAAUAAGCCUUGGAAGUGCCUUAAAGGACUUGCAGAAAGGAGUGUCCUCCUGUACCACUACACUUUGCCAUUUGGCUGCAAGGCUGACUUCUUCAGUAUUUCAAAUGGCCUUUCAUGAGAUAGGCAUGCGCCAUGCAUAUGUCCUAAAAGAGCGUGCCAUAAAUGGACUGGCCAGUUUCCUUGUAGGGGAAGCCGUUUCUGGAGCCCUCAAAGACUUUCUGUUUGUGAAAAAGCAGAUUUUCAACAACACUGUCACUCGAUUUGCAGCGGACCUUGCUGAGGAAUUAGUGUUUGAAGGAAUUAUGGAGGUUUGCCAAUUUUCACAUCCCUCUACACCUCUUACACCAAGCGACUGGUCUUUUGAACAAGAGGAAGAAGUGGUUUCUUCCUAUGCUUCUGACCUGUCAGAGUCAGUUCUCCAAGAGGCUUUUAUAGAGCUCUCACAAGCUGACGUGACUUUCACUACACAAGCAGCCAUCAGCGUGUCAGUGGAUAACGUAUGCUAUGUAAGUGCUGAAGAUACUUCUUUAAUCACAAAGACCUGCAGUGCCCAGACCAGUUAUCCUGGAUCUCAGGCUCUAGAAGAGGCUGGAAACCAAGAGCAGGAUGGUUGCACAGUAAAGAAAGCCUUGUAUUGUGUGUCAGGUAUGGCCAGUUGUGUUUCAGUACCUGUGGCUGGCCAGGUCAUAUCUCAUGUACGAAACUCAAAGGAACCUUCUCUGUAUAUAUCCAGUAUUGGUCACAUAUGCCAGACCAGCCCUAAAAGAAUAAUUUGUUGCAAAGGGGAUGCUUCAAACUCGACCUCAGAUACUUCUUCAGUAACUCUGACUGAAUCAUUGCCAGGUUCUGCAAAAAAACAGGAUAUUAAUUUUGAGGAAAUAGUUAGCAAUCCAUCCACUGAAAAUGAUUCUGGCAAACCUUCAAUUGGCAAAACUUUUCAGAACUUCUCUGGCAAUAUGGUAGAAACCAUAGUAGGUGAGGCAUUCGAUCUCAUGCAUUCUUCAACAAAAGUGAAGAAAAAAGUGGAGGAUUGUACAGACUUUCUGAGCAAAUCUAUAGCUGCGCAUAUAUCCUCUCCAAGCCAUGGAAUGGUUAAAUCACAUGAUGCAUCAUCUUGGAGUUCACAAGCUCAGAGAGCACCCUUUCACUUGGUGUCAAAGGGUGCUUGUGACCUUACCUCCAGAAGUAUACAUCCAGUCUCCAAACACACUUCAGAAGUACAUCAUGCCAUGAGAAGGGACACAUUAGAAGUGCCCAGUUUUGAAAUUGCCUCCUGUUAUGGUAGAAAGGUGGGUGCAGAGGAGAUCUUUAGCAGUAACUAUGGAACAAAAUCAGUGGAAACCCCAAGCACUCCACCCUCAAGCCCUCAGCAACCAUCGGAAGAGCACAGUGAGAAACAGAUCAGACAUUUCUCCAAAAAGCUCAAAGGUAAACUUGCAAAAGAAUUCUCUCCUGCAACCCCUCCACCCACCCCAUUUUACCCAGCUGCCACUGACUCCAAAGAAGCUGGUUCAGUUUCAGACAAAGCAGAUUUUAUGCUAAAGCUCAUUAGGUCUCUUUCUGAAGAAGCUGGUAGCAAUGAAGAUGAGGAGGAGGACCAGGAAGAUGGCCUUCACUCCAGAAACUUACAGGUGGAGCUGAGCCCUAAUGUCAGGAACAGAGUGAAUGAGAGGGGUGCACUCCAUUAUGCCGAGCGUUUAGCAUGCCACAUGGUUUCCAUGGCAACUGAGAUGGACACACUAAGCUUUGGAGAGGUAAAAAGGCCUGAGGGUGAUGAGAGCAAAGGCAGUGUUGCCAUGCAUAGCGCACAGUUCUCAGAGCAGACGUUGAAUUAUUUUUGGACGUACGCUGGAGAAGUUGCUGGAGAAGUCAUCGAUGAUGUUAAGAGGAUGAUGAGUUCAACCAACUGUCGUCACAUAACAAUUAAAAGAGGAUCUGCAAGCUCUGCAGACAAACUUCAGGGUGUAGAUUACAAGGACUCUCUUCUGGGAAGCUUGGCUCAUCAAUGGUCUGGUGAUGUCCAGGCAUCAGUCCAUAGCUCUCAUUGUGGCGGUUCCAGUAAGAUGUCAUCAGAGUAUCCAAGCUGUGAAAGUGUCACUGAUGAAUAUGAAGGAUACCUUAUUAAAGUCCUGAAGAAAGAGGGAGGCAACCGAGAGCUUAUACUGGAUCAGUAUGCCACUCGUUUGGCCUAUCGAUCAAUAAAAUCAGGCCUUGCUCAUGCGGCACGAAAAAUAAAUCAGAGAUCCCCUUUGAGGUUUCACUCCUCUAGGUGUCUACACAAUGAUCGUAGCCACGAGGCUCCUCAAAUCCCCAUAUCUAAAUCAUCUGUACUUACUCAUGGAAAAGAUGGAUCCUCUUGUGAAUCUCUGCCAUGUGCUUGUCAAAACAGUCAAGAUAUUAGCAGUAAUGAAUAUAUAGAACUUGUGAACUUUGCCGAGUCACUGGCCUACAAAAUCACUUGUGAUGUUACAAGAAAGCUUCAAAUGUCAUCAAUUAGACUGCCAAAAUCUCUCACUGAUUCUUGCCUCUACAGGAAAUCCAACGUUGAGGACUUACCUGAAAAUUUUAUGAAAAGUACAUUUUCAUGCUCUCUUUUACCUUACACAGAGACUAACAGGCUGUAUCAUAGCACUGGCAGCCUGAAUGACGGCAAAUGCAACAACAAUAUCAUGCAAGUGAUUGAACAUUAUGCCAGGAAAAUUGUCGAUGACACUUUGGAAAUGACACUGGGCCCGGGAUGUAUUCAGGCUGCUAGGGACAGAAGGGCACUAGAGCCUAAUUCUUUCACAGAAAAGCUGGCUAAGGCGUACCAAGCCUGCCGAUACUGCCAAGGUCGAGAUUGCCUGUUUUGCAGUAGAGAUGGUGUUCGCAGUUUCCAGGGACUGAAAAAAAGGAGGCAACAGGAUUCCGAUGCAGUGAGUGGGCUAGAAAUUCCAAGAAUUCACAUUGAUUUGGAUAAGAGAGCUGCUUUUGCUGAGGAAAUGGUGUCCAGUGCUAUUGAGAAAGCGAAAAAGGAACUGAGCUGCACCAGCCUGAAUGCAGACAGUGGGAUUGGUCACGAUGGCGCAAGCUUUGCAGAAAGCCUCACCACAGAGAUUGUGACAUCCGCAUUAUCCAACGUCAGCCAAAGUGUCAACCUUGGUACUUCUAGGAGGGAGGUUGUCAGUGUGACAGAAUCAACCGUGAGUCAGCAGCUGAGUUUGAGUGUUGGUGAUGACAGUCUUGGUAGCUGGUCCAAUUUGAGCUUUGAAGAAGAACACCCUGAUGAGACCAGCAGCUUUCACCAUCUAAGUGACAGCAGUAAUGGAAACAGCAGUAGCUGGAGCAGUCUGGGUUUAGAAGGCGAGGUUUAUGAAGAACAUUUUUCCUUCUCUCCAGACAGUGACUACACUGAAGAAAAGGAAGCAGAGGCCAAGGAUGAUUCGGGUGGAGCAGUGCGAGUGGAAAAGGAACAUGGGCAGGCGGAAAGAGCUCUGUUGGUAGUGAGUACGGAUGUGAGGGUCCGGACUCUGGACCCCCAGCUGACAGCAGUGCUCCAGUGGAUAGCCGCCUCUAUUGCUGAUCUGCCUUUAAUGAAGCUGAACCAAUACUCUGCCCAAGAGCUCCAGCAGCUUCCAGCCGUGGCUCAAAGGCUAAGGGAGAGAGAGUUCAGGGUCGGGGAGCUCCUGCAGGCUCUGCUGAGAUACUUUGAAGAAUGCCGCACUGAGGAAGACCCUGAGAAUGGAGACGUGCGGCAAAGCCACAAGAGCCUCUUCCAGUGGCUUUUAGAACAGGCAUAAAUCACAAUCACACACUGCUGACAUCUGUCAGCCAUUAAAACGAUGAAGUUUCCUGUCACUUUUACAGUGAUCUGCAAUGUAUCUGCCAACCUUACAGCCAUCGCCAGUGGAAUGUGUUUGUUGCGUAUUGCUUAUGCACCGGUGGCCUCCCAGGGGGCGCCAUCCAAACAACUAAAGUAAUCUAAGGGCAGUUCGUUCAAGUAUGUGUAUUGCAUCCCAGGAUUCUUAAAGUACUUUUUUCUUACUUUCACCUCUCUUUUUGUUGUCAUGUUGUUUUAUUUAAGAUUAGACUACAUAUCACACGUUUGGUGCACCAUUGCUGAUUCCUACCCACGUGUUUUGCUUUCACACCCCACUGUAGUGUACACAAAAGACAGAUGAGUUGGUGUUUUGUGAGGGAAUCCCCAUUGCUGCAGGAAAGCUUAUGUCACCUUCAUACCUUUCUUUUGUGGUGAUGUUUCCACAUGUCGAAGGGCCCAGCCCAGCAAUCCACCACUUUUCCAUGUUUCUGGAGGGUAUUCCAUUACACACACACACACCAAAGAGCAAUUAUGACAAUUAUUAUUUUAUUAUUGUAUUUGCCCUGUUGCGUACAUUUCUGGCAACAACAUUUGGAUACCAGUCAUAACAGUUUAAAAAUAUAAUUCAAUUGAUUUAUCUCACAGUAAUUGGAGAGAGAGACACAAAUAUUUUGCUGUUUAAAGAAACAUUCCCCUUUUAUGCGUCACAAGUUUUUUUCCAAUCAUUAUUUCAGGAUAGUAAUGCCAUCAUUUUUUUAAGAAUAAAAAAAUAUCCUGUUAAAUACUGUAAAUUCAUAAUGGCUUAAAGUGAUUCGGCAUACAUUUGUUCGGUAAAUAUGCUAAUAAAGUAAAUUUGAUUCACCAAACACUGCACUUUGAGUGUACAUGGCCCAGUGACCAUAAAUUAAAAUCCCCCACAACAAACAUGUUUUAGAUCACUAUAGAAGUUAUUUUUGUUGCUUAGUUACUAAAAAACACAAAUAUACUUUAAAGCCGACAUUGAGAAGCUACUAAAAAGAUUACAGAACAUGUAAUUGAGGAAAUCCCUUGUAAGCAUUUAAAAGGAUCUAGAGAGGGGAAUUUCCUCUAGUUGCCUCAUGGUAUUGUCCACACAUUGGAGUGAGUAACUGUGACACGCUAGUAGUGCAUAUAAGGCCAUAUCUGCAGUGAGUAUAUCUGAACGACACACCAUCUGGUGCUGUUUUACACGGCAGCCGGGACUCAUCAAAAGUCUCUUCCAUGCUGACCCUGCUCUGACUCACUGCCUGCCCUUUAGUAUGCACUACACGUAAAUAUUGCACUUUACUGAGGAAUGGUUGGACAGGCCAUUCCCUAUAUCUUUGUCUAGACCUAAAAAAUGUCUUAAUUAUUGCAAUGCUUCAAUAUUAGAAUAGAUCGCCAAAGGCUAGUAGAUGUUGGGCACAGACAACUAUCAAGCCCUAAUCAAUAGUUUUGUGCUUAAAGGAAUAAUUCACCCUAAAAAGAAAAAUGAUUAAUUAUUUACUUAAAGUGUUCCUUUAAAUUGUAUGUUCAUGAUUCUUCUCAGAUACCAUUCAGAAAGGUUACAGUUUAAGUUGGACAUUGUUCUAUUUUGUGGAUUAUUUAAUAGUUUUGGACUGUUGCAUGCAUGAUGUUAUUUCAGUCCAUGCUUUAUGCAUUUCUCUUUAUGUGUGCAUGGAUGUCCUCUUCAUGGUAUUUUCAAUGCCGACUCAUUCUCUUGUGCAUGGUUUAAAUACAGCCAACAACAUAUAUGAUCACACUACCAGUGAUUCGUUACAGUGGAAAAAAUGCAAAUGCAUUUUUGUAUUCAUGCUGUUAUGCAACGUCGGAGCUGCCAAAUAUGUUUGGAUCUACACUUACGCAGUAUUGUUUACAUUAUUUUUAAAUAUUUGACAAACAAUUGCCAUACACUGUGUUUAGUUGGUCAUUUUCCUAUAUGAAUGUGGUAGUACAUAUCACCAAAACCAUAAUGUGGGAGAAGAAAGCGAAGUUAAAGGAAUCCUUUACUUUAUCCUUUCUGUCAUCAUUAACUAGCCCUUAUGUCGUUCCAAAAUCAUUUGACUUUCAUACUUCCAUAUGACUCACCUUUCACUUUCUUUGCAUUUUGUUUUCUCUCCAUACAAUGAAAGUGAAUGUUGAUUAGGGCUGUAAGCAUUAACAUCUCUGUGUUUCAAGGGGAGGGGGGCAUAUGGGUUUGGAAUGACAUAAGGGUCUCUUUGGGUGACCUAUCCUUUUACAUAUAAGAAAAUGGGUUCCUUAAGGCUUGGGUGAAUGAAUAAAUGAAAAGAAGUUGGCACAGCCAUGCCGUAACAUCCACGCUGCCUCAUGCUAAGUAGGAUUGUAUAUGCAUAUGUGCUCUUGCAGUAUUGUAAUCAUUAAUGCUGUAGAUGGUCUGCCCUUGUGUACUUAUUAUACACCUUAAUUUUGUGUACAUUCCUAUCUUUCACAAAUUAUCUGUUGCUAUUUUGUGUUAUCGAAAGCUACUUGUAUAAUGCAGAGUACAUGCCAUACUAAACAGAUGAAUAUUUUGUUACUUGUGCAGUGUUCCUCCAUACUGUAUCUCUUAGUGUAGUGGGCAAAUGAAACGCACUGACUUCUCUAUUUUCUUCCUGCCCAGUUGUAAAAUCUUGCCAAAUAAGAUAUUUAAUAAGUUAUGUUAGUAUAAGUUGCAAUGGUGAAUACACUGUCAGUCCCCCCCAGUGAAGUUGCUGAGUAGUUUACGCAUUAAAGCUUAAUGCACUACACCUGUACACUGUAAAAAGCUGUGGGUAAUAAAGCUUUUUCAUUUGAA
Messenger RNA from Xyrauchen texanus (razorback sucker), 8300 nucleotides. It is a transcript of the gene akap11, whose product is annotated as A kinase (PRKA) anchor protein 11. Gene Ontology annotation, biological process: intracellular protein localization. The transcript is spliced from 12 exons. The record is from RefSeq and is a predicted model, not a curated record. Gene Ontology annotation, cellular component: cytoplasm. Lineage: Eukaryota; Metazoa; Chordata; Actinopteri; Cypriniformes; Catostomidae. Gene Ontology annotation, molecular function: protein kinase A binding. Bases 84 to 5489 code for a protein of 1801 amino acids.